GGGGAUUGGAACACCUGAAUCACAUGAUAUGGAGGGGAUUGGAACACCUGAAUCACAUGAUAGGGAGGGGAUUGGAACACCUGAAUCACAUGAUUGGAGGGGAUUGGAACACCUGAAUCACAUGAUAUGGAGAGGAUUGGAACACCUGAAUCACAUGAUAUGGAGGGGAUUGGAACACCUGAAUCACAUGAUAUGGAGGGGAUUGGAACACCUGAAUCACAUGAUAUGGAGGGGAUUGGAACACCUGAAUCACAUGAUAUGGAAGGGAUUGGAACACCUGAAUUACAUGAUAUGGAGGGGAUUGAAGCACCUGAAUCACAUGAUAUGGAGGGGAUUGGAACACCUAAGUCACAUGAUUGGGAGGGGAUUGGAACACCUGAAUCACAUGAUAUGGAGG
Staurois parvus is the source of this 397-nucleotide messenger RNA. The record is from the annotation of a GenBank genome assembly. Lineage: Eukaryota; Metazoa; Chordata; Amphibia; Anura; Ranidae.